This is a messenger RNA of Penicillium bovifimosum, 2538 nucleotides long. Its product is annotated as rRNA-processing protein UTP21. Lineage: Eukaryota; Fungi; Ascomycota; Eurotiomycetes; Eurotiales; Aspergillaceae. The record is from RefSeq and is a predicted model, not a curated record. The coding region runs from base 1 to 2538 and encodes 845 amino acids. The transcript is spliced from 4 exons. Gene Ontology annotation, molecular function: protein binding. Gene Ontology annotation, biological process: rRNA processing. Gene Ontology annotation, cellular component: small-subunit processome; Pwp2p-containing subcomplex of 90S preribosome.
AUGCCGACCUAUCUGAACAAGAUGUUUGUUGGACGAUCAGACGGAGCGGUUGAUAUCUGGAACCUUCGCAGUGGAAAACUACUUCACACCUUGCCUGCUUUGUCGGCAGAUACUGGGCCUGUCACUGCGAUUCAGCCCACCCCUGCUUUAUCGCUUGUUGCCAUUGCCUACAAGAACGGUGCAUUGGCAAUUCAGAAUGUGAAUUCUGGCCAGCUCAUCUUGUCUCUUAAGAACGCAUCAUCCCGCGGUCUCCCAGUGACGUCUAUAACUUUCCGAAGCGACGGUUUGGGUGCCGGCCACGAUGGUCGCAGCUCAGGUGUUAUGGCCACAGCAUCGAAUGGUAGCGGCGAUAUUACACUUUGGGAUUUGAACAACGGCGGCCGCAUUGCCGGCAUUCUUCGUGGAGCCCAUCAAAUGUCGAGCGGCGAAAAGGCAAUGGGUGCCAACCGUGUCGAGUUUUUGGACGGACAGCCGGUGCUUGUGUCAUCUGGCGAUGACAAUUCCCUCAAGACUUGGAUCUUCGAUGCAACCCCAUUCUCGCCCAUUCCAAGACCCCUUCACAGAAGAAAUGGACACUCCGCUGCCGUCAGCGCUCUUGAUUUCCUACCUACGUCGUCGGAUGGGUCUGAGUCCGGUGGCAAGUGGCUGCUCAGUGCAAGCAAGGAUUCCAGUCUUUGGGGGCUUAGUCUGCGCAAAGAUAGCCAGCAUACCGAGAUUUCUCAGGGUAACGUGGAAAGCAAGUCUAAAAAGGCCGGGGCAUCGAACAACUUGGAUACAAUGGCAAUCGAGGACCUCAAAGCUCCCGAGGUCACUUGUAUUGCCUGCAGUCUCAAUCGUGAUGGUGGAAUGGGAGUCACCACCUCUGGUCCCAUCUGGUCGAACCCGACGGUAACCAACGCGGAUGCUUCCAAUGCGACAGGUUGGGAAAGCGUGGUUACUGGUCAUCGGGGCGACAAGUUCGCACGUACUUGGUUCUGGGGUAAAAAGAAGGCAGGUCGUUGGGCAUUUGCGACGAGCGAUGGAACAGAAGUCAAGAGUGUGGCGGUCUCACACUGUGGAACUUUCGCUGUCAUCGGAUCAGCUGGAGGUUCUAUCGACAUGUUCAACAUGCAGUCAGGUCAACAUCGACAAAGUUUCCCAGCCCGCCCUCCAGCUUCCCGCACCAGCAAAUCCAAUGCCUCGGUAUUGGCGGCGGCGGCUGCGGCCACAAAACACACCAAAGCCGUCACCGGCUUGAUGAUUGACAGCUUGAACCGUACUGUUGUCAGCUGUGGCUUAGAUGGCAAAGUCAAGUUUUGGGACCUCCUCUCCGGAAAGUUCCUCGACGAACUAGACUGGCAUCCAAUGGCGGCCAUCACUGGUCUUCGCUAUAACAAGGCGAGCGAAUUGGUCGCUUUUAGCUGUGACGACCUCUCUAUCCGCGUGAUUGACCUCGAAACCAGAAAGCUCGUUCGUGAAUUUUGGGGAUGUGUUGGCCAGGUCAAUGACUUCAUCUUCUCCAAUGACGGACGGUGGAUUGUGGCUGCCUCGAUGGACUCGGUGGUGCGCGUAUGGGAUCUUCCCACCGGCCAUCUAAUCGACAUUUUCCGAGUGUCAAGCACGUGUGUCGCUUUGGCCAUGUCCUCAACUGGUGAAUUCCUUGCCACCGCGCACGCCGGCGCCAUUGGUAUCAGUCUUUGGAGCAACCGCAGUCUUUUCAUGCCUAUCUCAACAAAAAAUCUCGAUGAGAAUGUGAUUGAGAACGUUGGUCUCCCGGCAACGUCAGGAGAAGGCGGUGCUGGUCUUAUCGAAGCAGCUUUCGCAGAAGUUGCCGAGGAAGACGAGGCAGAAGGCCCCGUGCUGGCCACAGAACAACUACAACACGAUAUGAUGACUCUGAGUCUUGUACCCAAAAGCAGGUGGCAAGCAUUGGUUCACCUAGACUCUAUUCGGGAACGUAACCGACCCAAGGAAGCCCCCAAGGCACCGGAGAAGGCUCCAUUCUUCCUUCCUUCUCUCCUCGGGUCCAGUGGUCCGGAGUCCGCCAAGCAAGCGUCCGGCGACGAGGUCACUGAUGCGGCAUCGGUGGCCCAAAGCGCCGAGGCCGAAAGGCUGCGAAUUUCCAAGUUGCAAGCUGGUGGAGAUCCCACCGCCCAAUCUCUGUUUACUCGGUCAUUGGCAUCCGGGCAUAAAUCCGGCAACUUCGACUCAUUUAUCGACCACCUCAAGUCUUUGCCUCCGGCCAAAGCUGAUCUCGAGAUCCGCUCGCUGGAUCCUCGGGUGCGUGACGGGCACUCUGAGUUGUCCGACUUCGUUAUUGCCCUGACGAGUCGUCUCAAGUCAAAGAGAGACUUUGAGCUUGUGAAUGCCUGGAUGGCGGUCUUCUUGAAGAUUCAUGCCGAUACUGUGGCUCUCAGUUCUCGUGAUGAGCCUGAGUACCGCCUCUUGCAAGAGGCUCUCGCAAUUUGGUCUCGUGAGCAACAACAGGAGGGAAAGCGCUUGGCUGAGCUGGUCGGCUACUGUCGCGGAGUGGUUGGAUUCUUGCGAUCCGCCCGGUAG